Colletotrichum destructivum is the source of this 2153-nucleotide messenger RNA. RefSeq names its product Putative cytochrome P450. Bases 518 to 2029 code for a protein of 503 amino acids. NCBI's taxonomy places the organism in Eukaryota, Fungi, Ascomycota, Sordariomycetes, Glomerellales, Glomerellaceae. The transcript is spliced from 8 exons. Gene Ontology annotation, molecular function: oxidoreductase activity, acting on paired donors, with incorporation or reduction of molecular oxygen; monooxygenase activity; heme binding. The record is from RefSeq and is a predicted model, not a curated record.
ACUUGCGCCAACCACGUUAGGAAAAUCGAUGGAAUCUCAUCAAACUCUCUUUCCUGCUCUUUCCUGCUCCUCCCUCACUGCAAACAAUCCUCGCACCAAGCUCCGCUUAGCGGCCCAUGGAUUUCCACGCCGACGCCCUCGUUCUGCGUCUUGUCCGGUGCGACUAGCGAUGCGGCCGUUCGUACAGCCUGCAGGCCGUGCGACACGCCAACGUCGACAUGCACAGACGCCGCGCUGCCUCAAAGACCAGUCCAACACAUGCGGGCUAUUUUCAGCAAAACAGCAAAGCCUCGUCCCUCCGCCGGACUGGAUUCUAAUCCCGUCUUUUGGGCGGCCCUCGUGCAUGUCAUAUCAUCUUUAGGCGUCGGAAAUAUCGCUACCCUAACUUUGGGUAGGGCUGAGAAGAAGAGCCCAAGAAGAAAACGGCGUCGGAUCCGUUCCGUUCGAUGGUCUCAAUCUCGUACCCAUUUAUACUAUUCAAGUCUUUCCUCACAUAACAGGCGUCGAACUAUCCAAGAUGCUGCUGUUUUUGCUCAAGGUCUUUCUUCUCGCGGCGCUGUUAGUCGGCGCCGUCUACUACUUCUUUUUGCUGCCCCCAAAAUACCCGCAAAACAUCCCGGCAAUCCCCUUCUGGGUUACUCUCAUACCUUUCUUCAAAGACGUCGACCAGUCAGACAUUUUCCGCGACUACAUCGACCAGCCGCUGCGGACCCACGGGGCAGUCAAGAUCUUUUUUGGCGCCCAAUGGAAUGUUCUGGUCCAUCGGCCAUCGUACCUGGUUGAGAUAUUCAAAGACGAGGACCUCUACGAAAAGAGCGGCAACCAGAAGAAGAUUCCUCACAGCGUCCUCGCCGAAUUCCUCGGCGACAACGUCAUUUCCGCAAGAGGCGACGUGUGGAAGAACUAUCGCGCAGUCAUCAAGCCCGGCCUCCAACGGACCGUCGACGCAGACGUGAUCGAGAACAAUGCUGUCGGUCUUUGUCGCCUCCUCCGCGAAUCCCAACAGCGGGAGGGGCGAGGCGGCGUCGCUGUGCAGGACCUGCUGCAGCGGUAUUCCGUCUCCAACUUCACCGAGGCCGUCCUUGGCACCACGCUCCAUGCACUCGACCGGGCCGAUGCCCCUAUCAAUCUCCUCCAGACGGCGGUCAAGAAAGAGAUCUUCAAGCCAAUCUUUAUGAGCUUUCCCUUUCUCGACCGCCUGCCUCUCAAGUCUCGCUUGGCGGCGAGGCGCACGGUGGGCCUUUUCAAGAACGAGCUCAAACGAGGGCUGCAGGCGAGCCACCACCUUCACAAGCCUGCGGAGAAGACAUCCUUGUCGGACCCGUCGGACAUGUUGGGCAAGCGAAUGCUUGACGCGCGAGCCUCGGGCCAGUGGGAUGAGAAGCAGCUCCUCGACAACCUCACGGUGGCCUUCGUGGCUGGCCAGGAGAACCCGCAGCUGGCCAUGAUAUCGAGCCUGUAUCUGUUGGCAAAGCAUCCAGAGGCGCAAGAGGCUUUGCGCCAAGAAAUCAUUUCCAAGGGUGCCAAGUCUGCAGCAGAUCUGGCCAAAGAGGACAUGCCGUACCUCACCUCCCUCAUUUACGAGUGCCUGCGGCUGUUCCCUCCCAUUGGCCAAUUGAUCAACAGGAAGGCGGCGGAAACUGCAGUUCUGGGCGGCGACGUCGUCAUCCCGAAGGGAACGUACGUCGGGUAUCACUGCUAUUCCACGAACCGGUGCCCGGUUGCUUGGGGCCCGACGGCCGACAAGUUCGAUCCCGGUCGAUGGGGUUGCUCUUCGGAGGCAAUCCAACAAAACUACCGACGCCGCCGAGCGAGGGGCGAGUGGAUCAGUUUUCACGGUGGCAAGCGUGCAUGUCUUGGCGAGAAAUUUGCCAUGCUGGAAAUUAGAAGCACACUGAUCCAACUGGUCAGCGAGUUCUCCUUCACGCUGGACCCGACGUGGAUUGACCGCAAGACUCCUGCCGGGCCUCUCUAUCCUCGGGCGCUCCGGCUGGUUUUCACAGAGCGGGAAAAGGGCGCUGCACGGUAAAGGAACCCAAAAGAUCUACGCUGUCGGUUUCGCGUAGAUUGAGUUUGAUUGGUUUUCCAGGAGUUUAGAUAGGGUUCUGGGGAUGAUAAUCAUAAAAGAUAUCUUAGCUAAUAAGAGACGUGCU